Messenger RNA from Akanthomyces muscarius, 1902 nucleotides. RefSeq lists its product as uncharacterized. Lineage: Eukaryota; Fungi; Ascomycota; Sordariomycetes; Hypocreales; Cordycipitaceae. The coding region runs from base 1 to 1902 and encodes 633 amino acids. The transcript has a single exon. The record is from RefSeq and is a predicted model, not a curated record.
AUGUCGCCGAAAUCGUCCCUGGUACGAUCUGGCGGCGGUCCUCUUCGCGCCGCGGCAUUGGCUCGCCAUGCUGCGGCAAAGAGGCAGGUCUGCGCGAUUUGCUCCAUGACCGGCGGCGCAGGGCCGGCCACUAUCCCCCGAAGGGCGAGAAACAACGCGCCGAUACGAUCGAGUUUGCCCGACCGACGACAGAACCUGUCCACAGCACCCGCAGCGAACGAUGUGCGCGCCGAGCUUGAGCAGGCGCUCGUCCAGCUGCAAAGCCAGUCGCCGCGGCUCUUCAACCUCUCCCGGCUGCAGCUGGCCCUUCAGGGCCUGCGCCAGGCACCCGGCGAGGAAGCUGUCCGAGUCGCCAUCCUGGGGCUCGCCAACGUGUCGAGCUCUGGUCAGACGGCCAAGCGCCUCUUGAGGGCGAUUCUGAGCGAUCCGCUCCAAGACCAGCAGGCGUGGGAGAAGCAGCUCGACAGCUACGACCUGACGAAACCUCUGGUCGUGAAAAUCAGCGCCGGUCCACACCUAGACGAAGCCAACAUCGACGUGGCCAAGGAGAAACCGAUUCAACGGCUACACAUUUCAUCGCCCGACUACGAUGCGCUGGGUCUGGAAUUCUUGCUGAUGGAUGUGGAAGCUUCUACACUCGCGGCCGAGCAGCCAUCCAUCAAGCAUUUGGAGGACAUCGCUCUGGUGCCAUCAGUCGCCACUCGAUCUGCAGACGGCCGCGUUUCGCAGACGCCAGCUCCAGUUCACAAAGCGCUGAUUGUGGCAGACGGCCUAAUGGGUGCGGUCGGUCUAGCAUCUCUGCCGGUGUCUGAGAGUGGCGGAGCCAUCACAGGGGCCGUCGACUUGAAAGGCCCUGCUGGAGAGGAACUGCACGCGCCGUUCCAAGUCAUCGACGUGGCCCAGGCCGAGGAUGGCGUUCGAUUGUUCCGCGAAGGACCCCAGAAUGCUAUGCAGUACGAGCGUCUCUGGUUUGCCAGCAAUGUACCAGCUCUAACAGCCUGGCUGAAAGCCGGCCUCCAGACGGAAGAUGCUGCCACGAAGCCAGCUGUCAAGCAACUUCUCGCAUCGCUCCUCGAUAACGCUCAAUCGGCCAUUCAGAUCGAAGAGUACAUCAUCGUCUCCCGGACACUCGCAUCCAAGACCCCCCUCGACGACGCCACCGGCCUGCACAGGGGCCUUGCCGAGUGGGCGCGACAAGCCCACAGCGAGCUCCAAGACGAGCUCGACCUUGCCUUUACGGGACGGCGCUGGCGCAAGCUCGGCUGGUGGAAGCUCUUUUGGCGCGUCGACGAUGUGGGCAUGCUCACCAGUGACAUCCUGAGCCAGCGCUUCCUCCCCACCGCCGAGCGCGAGCUCGUCUACCUAACCGGCCGCAUCGCCGAGCUGCGCGGUGCGCCUCCGCAGUACCCGCAACCCGUCUCGGAACUACCAGAGUCGCCGGCAGCAGCUGCCAUUGUCGGGCCCGCCAAGACGGCGCUGCCCAAGUGGCCAGGCCACAUUGCCUUUACCCGCCGCUACCUGCGGGACGAGACGGUGCCUGCGCUGCAGUCUACCGCGCAGCGUCUGCUGGUGCAGUCCCUCGGCACCUCGUCCGUGGCCACGACGCUCGCGGGACUGCUGUACCUGUCCUCGUUCACCGCGGGCAUCUACGAGGCUGGCGCCGUCGCGGCGCUGGGUAUCGUCUAUAGCCUGGGCCGUCUGCAGAAGAAGUGGGAAACGGCCCGCCGGUUCUGGGAGGGCGAUGUGCGCGAAGAGGGCCGCAAGGCGGUGCGCGCUGUGGAGGAGAGUGUGUCCCAAGCUCUGGUGGCGCAAGAAGCUGUCUCCCCGGCGCAGGCAGAAGAGCUGCAAAGGUCCAAGGAGCUUGUGUCCGAGGCCGAAGAGCUUCUGUCCCGUCUAAAGUGA